Molecule: messenger RNA, 1327 nt
Organism: Durio zibethinus
Lineage: Eukaryota; Viridiplantae; Streptophyta; Magnoliopsida; Malvales; Malvaceae
Product: septum-promoting GTP-binding protein 1-like
Molecular function (GO): GTPase activity; GTP binding
Source: RefSeq, a predicted model, not a curated record
ACUAUGAAGUUCCCAAGAUAACCCUCGUGUGGAUGCAACUGGAAGCAGAAGCCAGCCGGCAAUUUGGACUGUAUGCAAAAUUAUUGUACAUAAUUGGGGUCAACCGUCCCGUUAAAGUAGUCACUUUCGUAGCUAAAAAGUCUUUCUGUAAGUUGCAACCGAAAACUAGAGCGCACGUUCCAAAAAUAUCACAAUGUUAUGAAAAUACGAGAGAAAAGUGUUAGCCGGGGUUUUCUCUUUUUGUUUUUUUUUUUUUUUCCAUGGCCAGAUUGUAGACACGGAAAUCUGUUGAGGCCAUCAAAGUGAGAGAUUAUGACUCAGUUUUGGCCCAGAAUGGUUAAACUCAACCUUAGGCUCAGAGUUCAGCGUCGCGUUUUGAUUCUGCGACGCUGCAUUCGUUGCUUUUGGGACAGACUUCUCAUGUGCUCCCUAGGUAAGCCUAUAAGGUAUCGAAUGUUAUCAUGUGCAUCCACCCCCGCCGUGUCUUCUCCGCCUUCUGCCACCGUUGACGGCAGUCUUGCAGCACCGAGGAACGUGACGACCCCCGCCUGUCAUCAUAGCCACCAUGAUUAUAAAGACUCGGAUUUGGUUCCCUUGAAGAUCAGUCUCUUGGGUGAUCCUCAAAUUGGAAAGACUAGUUUUCUGGUGAAAUAUAUUGGGGAUGAGAAAGAUGAACAGGAAGACAUUCGAGCGGAAGGACUGAAUUUGAUGGAUAAAACUUUCUUUGUAAAAGGAGCAAGAAUAUAUUACAGCAUCUGGGAAGUUGAUGGAGGUGAGAAAUCUCAGGAUCAUAUUCCUCUGGCUUGCAAAGACUCUGUAGCAAUUCUUUUCAUGUUUGAUCUAACAAGCCGGUGUACUCUAAACAAUAUCAUAAGCUGGUAUCAAGAAGCCAUAAAAUGGAAUCAGACAGCAAUACCGAUUUUGAUAGGAACAAAAUUUGAUGAUUUCAUUCAACUUCCCAUAGAUUUGCAGUGGACAAUCGCUAGUCAGGCAAGAGCAUAUGCAAAGGCCCUGAAUGCGACGCUCUUCUUUUCAAGUGCUACAUACAACAUCAAUGUAAACAAGAUCUUCAAAUUCAUCACAGCAAAACUCUUUGAUCUACCUUGGACGGUUGAACGCAAUCUUACGAUUGGAGAGCCCAUCAUUGAUUUCUAAACUUCAUGUUGUACAUAAACUGUCUAAACUCCUCAGCCAACCGGUCACCAGGGUUGAUGUUUUCAUCGGUCUAGUGAUGAUUCGAGUUGUUUCACUGAGCAGUGGUGGAGAACCCAUAUCUCCACAAUGAAUAACAUUUCAGUUGUGCCACAAUUAUAGAAAAAAAAAAAAA